AUGACCACGCUCGUCGACCCCACCGUCUCCUCGCAACCCAACACCUACAAUCCGAAGAAUAUUUUCCCAUCGCUGAUCACGCCCACUCGCAGCCCCGUCGUCCCGCUUCCCUUUUCCGCCCGACAGCCAGACACGAUCCGCCUGUACCCCCUCUCCAACUACACCUUCGGCACCAAAGAAACCCAGCCGGAGGAAGACCCUUCGGUGCUGGCGCGGCUGCAGCGCCUAGAGAAACACUAUGAGCAGCACGGCAUGCGACGCACGUGCGAGGCCAUCCUGGUCUGCCACGAGCACAACCACCCGCACGUGCUGAUGCUGCAGAUCGCCAACGCCUUCUUCAAAUUGCCCGGCGACUACCUGCUUCCCGACGACGACGAGAUCGAAGGUUUCACCGCCCGCCUCAACGAUCGCCUCGCGCCCACGAACCCCAAAGAGGGCGACCUGGACUGGCACGUCGGCGACUGUCUCGCACAGUGGUGGCGCCCCAACAACGAGACCUUCCUCUACCCUUUCCUGCCCGCGCACGUCUCCCGCCCGAAGGAGCUGAAGAAGCUGUACCUCAUCCACCUGCCCCCCAGCAAGCUGCUGUCCGUGCCCAAGAAUAUGAAGCUGCUGGCCGUGCCGCUGUUUGAGCUGUAUGACAACUCGCCGAGGUACGGCCCGCAACUAAGCGCCAUACCGCACUAUUUGAGUAGGUACCGCUUCGAAUUUGUGAAUGAGAAUGGCGAGGUGGAGGCGAGAAUGCCUGGAGUCGGUGACUCGACAUCAAGGCCACAGGUUAAGGUGCUGGCCGAGGGCCCACAGGAUGACGCUAUGAACGGCGCCCAUGCGAAUGGGGACGAUGUGAAGAUAGAAGACGCAACUUGA
Molecule: messenger RNA, 867 nt
Organism: Cyphellophora europaea CBS 101466
Lineage: Eukaryota; Fungi; Ascomycota; Eurotiomycetes; Chaetothyriales; Cyphellophoraceae
Exons: 2
Coding region: 1-867 (288 amino acids)
Cellular component (GO): mRNA cleavage factor complex
Molecular function (GO): mRNA binding
Source: RefSeq, a predicted model, not a curated record